Plodia interpunctella (Indianmeal moth) is the source of this 2032-nucleotide messenger RNA. RefSeq lists its product as uncharacterized. The transcript is spliced from 4 exons. Gene Ontology annotation, cellular component: membrane. NCBI's taxonomy places the organism in Eukaryota, Metazoa, Arthropoda, Insecta, Lepidoptera, Pyralidae. The coding region runs from base 87 to 617 and encodes 176 amino acids. The record is from RefSeq and is a predicted model, not a curated record.
UUCCACACUUGAAUCCAGGGCCCGGAACUAGAAGGAUCUGUUCCAAAUUUAAAAAAUAAUUAAAUUAAAAAAUAUAUUUUUUGACAAUGAGAGUGUUGUGUGUAGUUUUGAUAGUAGCUGUGGUAGCAUGUGGGGCGGCGCCGGGGGUGAACGAAGAGGAGGGGAGGAUUGAGCUGUUUUCAGGGGUUGCUAUUGAGAGAGAUGCUACUGGUGAAGAUAAAUUGAAUGUGAAAUUCGAACCUGGUGAACUGAGAGAAGCCGCCAGAACUUUUGAAGAAGCUCGAGGCAAGAUCAAGAAGUACACGCCCCUCCUAGCAGGGAUAGGCGUCAAGGUGGUAGCCGUGUUGGGAAUCUUGUUCGGAGGUCUAACCCUGCUAGUCACAAAGGCCCUGGUCGUCGCCAAACUAGCUUUCCUUGCCGCUGCGGCUUUGGGCAUUCAGAAACUGCUUAGUGGAGGAGGCCUCAACAGCAUUAGUGGCAAGAUCGCAGGAUUCCAGUCUUCACCCCAGCAGUGGUCAUCCCCUACAGCAUCAGCUGGCACCUACCCCUACGCCAGGUCAUCCAGCAUAGCCCAGGACGCCAACGAUUUAGCCUACAAAGCCCAAAUAGCCUCCUAAGUAGCCUAUACUUAUAUCUAAGGGAAAAUGCAAUCUUAAGUCAUAUGAUCGGAUAGGUUGAAAUUUAUUUAUUUAUUAUUUAUUUGCUUUUUACGAUGAAUAAACAGUAUAUUAAUAGCGGUAGGUAAACUAAGAGUGGUUUGCACCAAUCUUUAACGUUGACUUUAACAUGCGCAACUGCGGUUUAGAAGUUGUUUUUAGGUAGGUACGAUACAUGAAAUUUGGGCCACAUCAAUGUUGUACUUUUGCAAAAAGUUUCGAGCAAUCAAUGGAAUUACGUUUAUCAAUUAAAAAUUACGAAAAUUUCUUUGUCACUUAAUUAAUACUUACUUAAAAUGUUGCAAUAAACAGACGGUUCCCACCGCGAAAUUUAGAGUUUAAUUGCCAUGAUUGAUUUAUAAAUUAGGUAGAUAAAACUACAUUCAAAAUGUAUGUAACCCCCGACUCAGAAGUUGCUGGUCAUCAUCACUAGAGCUGACGGUUUUCAAACGGCUGAAGGCACAUUUUCCAAUCAUAGCACAUCAUAUUUUCUCUUUUAUAUAAUAAAAACUAGAUCAAGAUCGGUUCAGCCGUUUGGCUAUUACGAUGCCACGGACAGACAUACAGAUACACAGACAUGUCAAACUUAUAACUCCUCUCCUUCUGUCGUCGGGGAUUAAAAAUAUCAAUAGGUACGUUCUUUUUAAACCUAAAUUAGAAAUUACUUCAUUUUCUUCUUUAUUUAUUUAAAAUUUAAAGCAUAAAUUAUAAUUAAAUCGAGAUGAUUAAAGAUACAUUAUUGUAUAAAAUUAUACUAGGUAUAUUUAAUUCCAAUGAUCUUGUAGAUUUUAAACUUUUUAUUAUAAUUAUUUACCUUAUUAAUUUACACCCAUAAUAAUGUGUAUUUAAAAAGAUGUAAGCUUUAAUUCUUUUUUUUUGUAUUUAAUUGAAAGCUGAAAAUUGGUGCAUGAUAUUUAAAUAUUUUUUUAUGUGUAUACAUAUAAUAUACAUAUGAAAUAUUUUUUAGUGUUACUGAACUUAAGCAUCUUGAAAAUGAACAGUAAUUUAGAAAAUGGUUUUGUGCCCAUCAGUAAUUAAAAAAGUGUUUUACAUGAUUUAAAAUAUGUUUAUAUAAUUACAUACUGGACAGAAAUAUAAAUAAUUGUAUUUUUAUUUCUUUUAAGUUUUUUGUUUUCAGAAGAAAAAUUUGUUUUGAAUUUAGAUGUAUUUAGAUUAUAAAUAAAUAAAAUAUGAAUCAUUUGUACAAAUAACAAAAAAUGAAUGGAUACUAACAGGGUCAAUAAAAAAAUAAAUAAUUGACAUUAUAAUGUUCAGUUUAAUUAUAAAUAAUGUAUUACGGGUUUAUGUGUGUCAUAGUGAAUAAACCAUACUACUAUUUCAUAAAUAAAAAAUACAAAUAAGACUGUAUCUGUAGC